GAGAGAGAAGAUAAGAGAGAAGAUAGAACUAAAGUUCAUUUCUUUCUCUUCUCCAUCUGCUACUUCUUCACAAGCUCCUGUCUCCUCUCCUUUUCUCUGUUGUGAGUCCUCGAAUGCUGCAUGCAAGUCCUUUAACUCUCUUAUACUGUCCUGCUCGUAGUGGUGCUUAGAACUUGAUUUUGAGGUGUUUAGAUUGACCAGGGUUUCUAGUUUUCAUACCAGAUAGAUAUUGUUUUAGUUUUUUGUUUAGAGGUUAUAAAUGGGUUCUCUUAGAGGAAACGUUGAAGAGCCUAUCUCUCAGUCAUUACCUAGACAAAACUCUUUAUAUAGUUUAAAGCUCCAUGAGGUUCAAAACCACUUAGGAAGCUCCGCAAAACCAUUAGGAAGCAUGAACUUCGAUGAGCUUCUCAAGAAUGUCUGGUCUGCUGAAGCUACUAAUCAGCCACGAGAAGCAACAGAGGCAGGGCUCUCUCGUCAAGGCAGCUUGGCUUUGCCUCGAGGUCUCAGCAAGAAGACAGUUGAAGAGGUUUGGAGAGAAAUUCAACAUGACAAGAACGGAAGCAGUGGUAAUCCUCAUGGUGAGAGGAUAGAUAAUAAUAAUAAUAAUAAACAGCCUACACUUGGUGAAAUCACACUUGAGGACUUGUUGUUGAAAGCUGGUGUAGUGACUGAGACUGUACUCCCUCAAACUGUUGUUAAUGUAGCUUCAAAUGAGCCAUGGGUUCAGUAUCAUCAUCCUCAGCAUCAACAACAAGGGUUUAUGCCAUAUCCGGUUUGUGAGAUGCAAGAAAUGGUGUCACCAAUGAAUAUGAUGAUGGGUGAUGCACCACAAGCGCAUGGGAGGAAAAGAGUGGCUCCAUCAGGAGGAGAUAUUGUGGAGAGGGUUGUAGAGAGGAGGCAGAAGAGGAUGAUCAAGAACAGAGAAUCUGCUGCACGUUCAAGAGCUAGGAAGCAGGCUUAUACUCAUGAGUUAGAGAUCAAGGUUUCAAGCUUAGAAGAAGAAAACGAAAAACUUCGGAGGCUAAAGGAGGUGGAGAAGAUCCUGCCAAGUGAACCACCACCGGAUCCUAAGUGGAAGCUCAGGCGAACAAGCUCUGCUUCUUUCUGAUCUUAAGAGACUUUGGUUCUUUCUUGUUCUUCUUUAUGUUGGUUCUUACUAGAGAGAGAGACAGCUUUGUUUUUGUUCUUUGUAUAUUAUGUAAACUUUAUUGACUCAGAACAAUGUCUUAAAUUACAUUUCCUUUUGCUACUUGUUUAUAACUUCUUU
This is a messenger RNA of Brassica oleracea var. oleracea, 1267 nucleotides long. Its product is annotated as ABSCISIC ACID-INSENSITIVE 5-like protein 3. Gene Ontology annotation, molecular function: DNA-binding transcription factor activity. The record is from RefSeq and is a predicted model, not a curated record. Lineage: Eukaryota; Viridiplantae; Streptophyta; Magnoliopsida; Brassicales; Brassicaceae. Gene Ontology annotation, cellular component: nucleus. Gene Ontology annotation, biological process: positive regulation of DNA-templated transcription. Bases 260 to 1108 code for a protein of 282 amino acids. The transcript has 3 exons.